This is a messenger RNA of Choloepus didactylus (southern two-toed sloth), 10423 nucleotides long. RefSeq names its product ninein (gene NIN). The record is from RefSeq and is a predicted model, not a curated record. Gene Ontology annotation, biological process: centrosome-templated microtubule nucleation; microtubule anchoring at centrosome; centrosome localization. The coding region runs from base 295 to 6795 and encodes 2166 amino acids. NCBI's taxonomy places the organism in Eukaryota, Metazoa, Chordata, Mammalia, Pilosa, Megalonychidae. The transcript is spliced from 32 exons. Gene Ontology annotation, molecular function: calcium ion binding. Gene Ontology annotation, cellular component: centriole; centrosome; mitotic spindle pole.
AGAGGAGGAGCCGCGCCCCAGCCGGCGUCGCCCUGGCUCCUCCCUGCACGAACCCGGCGCUUCCUCCCCCGCGCCCAAAGCUCCGGGUGGCCGCGGCCGAGCCGGGAGCCGGGAGCCGAGAGCGCUGGGCGCGGCUGCCCCGCUGCUGCCGCCGCGCUCCAAGUGUGCCCGCGGACAUGGUUUCCGCGGCGGCGUCGGGCGCCUAAGCCCCGGGACGCGAGCACUGGAGGCAGGCGGCCGGCUGUGCGGGCGCUCCGGAGAGGCCGACAGAAGGUGAGCGCUGUGGGCUAUGGGAUGGAUGAGGUGGAGCAGGACCAGCAUGAGGCCCGACUCAAGGAGCUGUUUGACAGUUUUGACACGACGGGCACUGGGUCCCUGGGACAGGAGGAACUCACUGACCUUUGCCACAUGUUGAGCUUGGAGGAGGUGGCCCCAGUGCUCCAACAGACGCUGCUCCAGGACAACCUGUUGGGCAGGGUGCAUUUUGACCAAUUUAAAGAAGCACUAAUACUUAUCUUGUCUAGAACUCUGUCAAAUGAAGAACACUUUCAAGAACCAGCAUCUGUGGGUGUCAGCUGCCAACAAGUAGCUCGGGUGUCUGGGUCGUUCCUGAAUACUCACAAGCUGACACACUCUCUACUGAUAAAAGGCUGCUCACCAGAAGCUCAGCCCAAAUAUGUUAGAGGUGGGAAGCGUUACGGCCGAAGGUCCUUACCUGAGUUUCAAGAAUCUGUGGAGGAGUUUGCAGAGGUGACAGUGAUCGAGCCUCACGAUGAAGAGGCACGGCCUUCACACACCACAGCCAGUGACUGCAAUGAGCACUGGAAGACUCAACGCAGUGAGGAGUAUGAAGCGGAAGGCCAGUUAAGAUUCUGGAACCCAGAUGAUUUGAAUGCUUCACAAAGUGGGUCUUCCCCUCCCCAAGACUGGAUAGAAGAGAAGCUGCAGGAGGUUUGUGAAGAUCUGGGAAUCACCCGAGAUGGCCACCUGAAUCGAAAGAAGCUGACCUCCAUCUGUGAGCAGUAUGGUUUGCAGGAUGUUGACGGAGAGAUGCUUGAGGAUGUCUUCCAUAAUCUUGAUCCAGAUGGUACAAUGAGUGUAGAAGAUUUUUUCUAUGGUUUGUUCAAAAAUGGAAAAUCCCUUACACCAUCAGCAUCUACUCCAUAUAGACAAUUGAAAAGGCACCUCUCCAUGCAGUCUUUCGAUGAGAGUGGACGACGUACCACCAUCCCAUCAGCGAUGACAAGCAGCAUUGGCUUUCGGGUCUUCUCCUGCCUGGAUGAUGGGAUGGGCUAUGCAUCUGUGGAAAGAAUACUCGACACCUGGCAGGAAGAGGGCAUUGAAAACAGCCAGGAGAUCCUGAAGGCCUUGGAUUUCAGCCUUGAUGGGAAUGUCAACUUGACGGAAUUGACGCUGGCUCUUGAAAAUGAACUUUUGGUCACCAAGAACAGUAUUCACCAGGCAGCUCUAGCCAGCUUUAAGGCUGAGAUCCGACAUUUGCUAGAGCGAGUCGAUCAAGUGGUCAGAGAAAAAGAGAAGCUACGGUCAGACCUGGACAAGGCUGAGAAGCUCAAGUCUCUAAUGGCCUCAGAGGUGGACGAUCACCACGCGGCCAUAGAGCGGCGAAACGAAUACAACCUCAGGAAACUGGAUGAAGAGUACAAGGAACGCAUAGCAUCUCUAAAGAAUGAACUACGGAAGGAGAGAGAGCAGAUCCUACAACAGGUGGGCAAGCAGCGUUUGGAACUUGAGCAGGAAAUUGAAAAGGCAAAAACAGAAGAGAACUACAUCCGGGACCGCCUCGCCCUCUCUCUGAAGGAAAACAGUCGUCUAGAACAUGAACUUCUGGAAAAUGCAGAGAAACUGGCAGAGUAUGAAAAUCUGACAAACAAACUACAGAGAAAUUUGGAAAAUGUGUUAGCAGAAAAGUUUGGUGACCUUGAUCCCAGCAGUGCUGAAUUCUUUUUGCAAGAAGAGAGGCUGACACAAAUGAGAAAUGAAUAUGAGCAGCAGUGCAGGGUGUUACAAGACCAAGUGGAUGAACUCCAGUUGGAGCUAGAAGAAUAUCGUGCACAAGGCAAAAUGCUCAGGCUUCCCUUGAAGAACUCGCUGUCAGAAGAGCUUGAUAUCAACAGUGGUAGCAUUGAACCUGACCAGGGGCUUGGAUCUGAAGAAUGCAACCCAUUGAAUAUGAGCAUUGAGGCAGAGUUGGUCAUCGAACAGAUGAAAGAACAACAUCACAGAGACUUGUGUCGCCUAAGAUUGGAGCUUGAAGAUAAAGUGCACCAUUAUGAAAAGCAGCUAGAUGAAACCAAGAUCACCUGUGAAAAGGAGCAAGAGAACAUAAAGCAAAAGUAUGAGAAUGAAAUGCACACUUUGGAAAAACAAAUAGCUAACCUUAAAAAUGAAAUUACAGAACUUCAGGAGCAGGCAGUGGUGCUAAAGGAGACACAACAAGAGAUUACCUGCAGGCAUGAGAAGGAGAAGAAACAACUGCAGGUGAAGUUUGAUGAGGAAGAGGCUCGUUUGCAGGAAAAGCUGCGACUGGAACAUGAGGUAGAGCUUGAGGCUCGGAUGGAACAGGUGGAGGAAAGCUUUAACCAAGACAAGGAAGGACUCGUUCAAAAUGGCGGCUGGACAGAAGAGAAGGUGAGAGAUUUGACUCAGGAACUAGAGCAAUUUCACCAGGAGCAGCUGAAAAGCCUGGUAGAGAAGCAUACUCUUGAGAAAGAGGAGUUGCAAAAAGAGCUCUUAGAAAAGCACCAAAGGGAACUUCAAGAGGGAAGGGAAAAAAUGGAAACUGAGUGUAAUAGAAGAGCCUCUCAGAUAGAAGCCCAGUUUCAGGCUGAUUGCCAGAAAGUCACUGAACGAUGUGAAGAUGCUCUGCGAAGCCUGGAGGAGCACUACCGCCAAGAGCUGAAGGACCUCCUGGAACAACAAGGUGAAGAGAAAUCCCAGUGGGAGUUUGAAAAGGAUGAGCUCACUCAGGAGUGUGCAGAAGCCCAGGAGCAGCUUAAAGACGCUCUUCAAAGAGAGAAAGCAACUUCUCUAGUCCUGUCCCAGGAGAGAGAGAUGCUGGAGAAAACAUACACAGAACAUUUGAACAGUAUGGUAGUUGAGAGAGAGCAGCUACUCAAAGACCUGGAAGAGCUAAGAAAUGUGUCUCAAAGUCAGCAAAGCCUGCUGUCUGACCAGAUACUUGAGCUGAAGAGCAAUCACGAAAGAGAGCUGAAGGACUGCGAGCAGGUCCUAUGCCAGGCAGGGGCCUUAGAGCUUCUGGCUAGCCAGCAGCUUGAGAAACUGGAAAUGGAGCAUGAGCGGGAAAGGCAGGAAAUGAUGUCCAAGCUUUUGGCCAUGGAGAGCAUCCACAGAGUGACCUGUGAGAAAGCAGAUCAGGAGAGGGCUGACAUGAACAUGGAAAUCUCCAGGCUUCAGAAUAAAAUAAAGGAUAUGCAGCAGGUGGCAUCUCCUCUCUCCAAGCUUCAGAGUGGCUGCCAGGCAUUGCGGGGGAAGGAGGCAGAAGGAGAUGGAGCCAUGUCCCUGCUUCAGCAAGGGGAGCAGCUUUUGGAAGAAAAUGGAGAUGUCCUCCUAAGCCUGCAGAGAGCUCAUGAACAAGCAGUGAAAGAAAAUGUGAAAAUGGCUACGGAAAUUUCUAGGUUGCAGCAGAGGCUGCAAAAAUUAGAGCCAGGAUCAUUAAUGUCUUCUUGUCUAGAUGAGCCAGCUAAUGAAGAUUUUGGAAAUUGUGUGGAACAAGCACAGCCAUUUUUACUGCAAAACAGAAUGAAGCAAGUGGAGGGUAUGACCAUGCAGCGAGUUCUAAGUGACCUGCGAGACGACGAGGUCCAGGAUCUGGAAAGCAAAGGUAUAAGCUCUGUUCAGAGACAGGAGGCCAAAAUAGAGGAGUCUGAACCAUCAAUGGAAAGUUUUUCCGAACUUGAGAAUAGUGAAGAGACCAGGACUGAAACCUGGGACGUAAGAAAUCAGAUCAGUCAGCUUCAGGAACAACUGAUGAUCUUACGUGCAGACUGUGAUCGAGCUUCUGAAAAGAAACAAGACCUGCUUUUUGAUAUUUCUGUGCUAAAAAAGAAGCUAAAGAUGCUUGAGAGAAUCUCUGAGGCUUCUCCCAAGUAUAAGUUGUUAUAUGAAGAUGCUAGUAGAGAAAAUGACUGUCUCCAGGAAGAGCUGAAAGUGAUGGAGACACGUUAUGAUGAAGCCCUUAAAAAUAACAAAGAACUCACUUUGGAGGUUUUCAGGUUGCAGGAUGAGCUAAAGAAAGUUGAGGAAGUGACUGAAACAUUCCUUAGUCUGGAAAAGAGUUAUGAUGAGGUCAAAAGAGAAAAUGAGGAGCUGAAUGAUCUGGUUUUAGGGCUUCAAGGAAAGAUUGAGAAGCUUCAGGAAAGAUCAGUGCUGCAGUGUGACUUCUUCUCAUCAUGGGAAGCCCAUUUAGAUAACCUGGAAGUCAAAACUGAUGAAAAAGUACCUGAACUAAAUCAGACACUGGAAGAGUGUGCGCCAAAGAUAAUGAAUGUACACCAUAUGAUAGAAGAACAUAAACAAGAAAACCAGCAUCAUGAGCAGGGGAAUACACAGACCUUGGGAAAAGUAAAAGUACAUGAAGUUACCUGGUUACAGGGAGCAAUUCAGACACAUCAAGAAAAGCCAAGAAUACAGAACCAGGUUAAACUGGAAGAAAAUACUGCCCUCUUAGGCUUUCAAGACCAACAUUUUCAGCAUCAGGCCACAAUAGCAGAGUUAGAACUGGAGAAAAAAAAGCUACAGGAACUGACUAGGAAGUUGAGAGAGAGAGUCACUACCUUAGUGAAGCAAAAAGAUGUACCUUCUCAAGGAGAAAAGGAGGAAGAGCUGAAGUCAAUGAUGCAUGACUUGCAAAACACGUGCAGUGAGAUGCAGCGAAAAGUGGAACUACUGAGAUAUGAAUCUGAGAAGCUUCAAGAGGAAAAUUCUAUUUUGAGAAAUGAAAUGACUACUUUAAGUGAAGAAGAUAGCAUUUCUAACCUGAAAUUAGAAAAAUUAAAUGGAUCUGAGGAAGAAAUUUGGCAAAAAAUAGAAACUGUAGAAAAGGAAAAAGCUACAGUUCAGAAGAUGGCUGAAAAUUUAAAGAAACAGAUUUCAGAAUUAAGAGCCAAAAACCAACAGUUGGAUUUGGAAAAUAUAGAACUUAGCCAAAAAAAUUCUCAGAAUCAGGAAGAAUUGCAAGAACUUAAUCAUCGUCUGGCAGAAAUGCAGUGCCAGAAGGAAAAAGAGCCAGAACCCAGUACAUUGGAGAAUUGGGAACAAGAAAAGUCUAAUCUGAAAGAAGAACUGGAACACUGUAAAGUGCAGUCCUACACUUUAGUGUCUUCUUUGGAGGCAGAACUCUCUGAAGUUAAAAUACAGACCCAUAUUGUGGAACAGGAAAACCUCCUUCUCAAAGAUGAACUGGAGAAAAUGAAACAACUGCACAGAUGUCCUGAUCUCUCUGACUUCCAGCAAAAAAUUUCUAGUGUUCUAAGCUACAAUGAAAGACUGCUGAAAGAAAAGGAAGCUCUAAGUGAAGAAUUAAGUAGCUGUAUUGAUAAGUUGGCAAAAUCAAGUCUUUUAGAGCACAGAAUUGCUAGUAUGAAGCAAGAACAGAAGUCUUGGGAGCACCAGAAUGAAAGCUUAAAGUCACAGCUGGUGGCUUCACAGGAAAAAGUUCAGAGUUUAGAAGAUACUCUGCAAAAUAUGAACCUGCAAAUGUCCCGGAUUAAAUCUGACCUACGAGUGACUCAGCAGGAAAAGGAGGCUUUAAAACAAGAAGUGAUGUCUUUGCAUAAGCAACUUCGGAAUGCUGGUGACAAGAACUGGGCCCCAGAAAUAGCCACCUAUCAGUCAGGGUUCCACAACCAGCAGAAAAGGCUAUCUUGGGACAAGUUGGAUCAUCUAAUGAAUGAAGAACAACAGCUGCUUUGGCAGGAGAAUGAGAGACUCCAAACCGUGGUGCAGAAUACCAAAGCAGAACUCACUCACUCCCGGGAGAAGGUCCGUCAGCUGGAAUCCAACCUUCUUCCCCCCAAGCACCCAAAACAUCUAAAUCCAUCAGGUACUGUGAAACCCACAGAGCAGGAGAAAUUGAGCUUAAAGAGAGAGUGUGAACAGUUGAAACAAAGAUCUCCUACUAAUAGGAAGAUCAGUCAGAUGAAUUCCCUUGAACGAGAAUUAGAAACAAUUCAUUUGGAAAAUGAAGGCCUGAAAAAGAAACAAGUAAAACUGGAUGAGCAGCUGAUGGAGAUACAGCACCAGAGGUCCACUGUGAUGCUUAGCCCAUCCCCUCACGCUUGGGAUCUGCAGCCACUCCAGCAGCAAGCCUGUCCAGUGGUGCCCAGGGAGAAGUUUCUGCAGCUUCAACACCAGCUGCUGCAGGCAGAAAGAAUUAACCAGCACCUGCAGGAAGAACUUGAAAACAGGACCUCUGAAAUCAAUAUGCCACAGGGAAACCAUGAACAACUGGUUACUGUCAUGGAGGAACGAAUGAUAGAAGUUGAACAGAAAUUGAAACUGGUGAAAAGGCUUCUUCAGGAGAAAGUGAAUCAGCUCAAAGAACAACUCUGCAAGAAUACUAAAGCAGAUGAGAUGGUGAAGGAUUUGUAUAUUGAAAAUGCCCAGUUGUUGAAAGCCCUGGAAAUGACUGAACAGCGACAGAAAACAGCAGAGAAGAAAAAUUACCUCCUAGAAGAGAAGAUUGCCAGCCUCAGUACUAUAGUCAGGAAUCUGACACCAGCACCAUUGACUUCUCCACCUCCUCUGAGGUCAUAGCAAAACCAAAGGAUACACUCAUAUUUGUGCACUUUACUGAAAGGGAUGGAAUAUUUCAGUAGGUUCUCUCAAACCUCUUUUUAAAAUUUAUUUAUUUUUUUACCUUUAAUGGCUUAAAAUUAAGCCUAACCUAAAACUGCCAGCAACAGAAUUAGAGUCUUCAUUAUAGUUUUCCCGAAUAGACCCUUAUAGGGAUGUUGAACAACUAUUCACAUAUUUCACUGUUUAAAUUAUUCCCAACUUUGAAUUUAAAUAUAUAUAUAUUCUAAUAGCCACCAAGAAGGUGGAUAUAUGAAAACAAUUCAAGAACCUUAAAAUCCUAGUUUUGAAUGAGUUUUUAAAAAUCACUACUAUGUACAAAUCUUUGUGUAAAUUUCAGAUAUUUUAAAUGUGAGAUCUGAUUAGAACAGUUGAAUUUUAUUUAUUGUAAAACCAAAUUUAGGUGUUCUUACACAUUUAAAUACUGAAAAGUCAUUCUGUUUCUAAUAGGCUUUGUUCUUUGAAUUAAUUGGUAGACUUUAUUUGAUAAGGAAGCUGGGCUUAAUAACCACUGCAGUCAAAAAAAUCCCAAGUCCAUAUAACUCUACCUUCUAAUGCCUAUGACAGUAUUACCGCUAUUGAUGUAUUACAGUUACAAAGCUGAUUUACUCAAUUGCGCUGUUAAUUAAUUUUAAAGCUUUACUUUCUUUAAACAGCCUCUUUUUUCCUCUUAGAAAUGGGAACUUGUCUUCUAAAAAAUGGAUAAAGCCACAUUUUUAAAGCAUUUGAACUAUAGGUAAAGCACUGAAACCAAGCACUUUGGCGUAAACAGCAAACCUUAGAAGAGAGAUAAGCAAACCUCAUGUGGGGUUUUCUCUCUCCAAAGUCUUGGAGUCCAUGAACUUACUCAAGAACUCAGGGAACAAUACUUUAAACUGUCUUCCUGAACUACUGUAGGGCCUCUUUAAGAAUUUGAAAUGUACAAACCAUGUAAUGUUAUUUAUUUGUCUUAUAUAUUUACAGCCAUAGUAGAAUUUUUAUCUCUACAUUUUUAGUGAAUUUAGCAAUCUGAACAAAGGCCUUGAUAUUAGAGUGAGAAACGUCUUCUAACAUAUGAAGAAUUUUUUUGCUUGUUAUUUGUUUAAUUUAGGUCAAAAUUUUCACCCUUCUUACUCCUCUGUACCUCAAAUCUGAUCAUAAAGAUUUCUUACUGUGAUAAGCAUUGGCAUGCCAUUUGAGGUAAAGGAGUGCCAAACAGGACUUUCAUUCAGUCUCAAGACCAGAACUUUGUAAAACAGCGAAGAUUUUAAAUUGGUUGUUUUCAAAGUAGCAUCUCUGCUUCUAACCUACUUCAGCCAACAGCUGGUGGAGAACUUUCUAGGUGCAGGACACUAACAAAGCUCAUCAAAGCCACAUAUUUGAUUUCCUGGGAGAUUAAUUAGAUCAGAAACAUUUACCUGGAUGUAUUCCAGGAAGGCCAUGACCAUCUAUUUACAAGAAGUAUAACAGCAAAAUCAAACACUGCUUUAUGGGCAGGGACAUAAGAUGAAACAAACUGCCUAAGAAGUCAUCAUACUGUCAGAAACUCAAUCUCAACAGAACAAUUUCAUCAAGGGACCUCAGAGUUCCUGGGGGCCUAAUUAUCCACGAGCCCCACCUGCCAAUCCAGGAGUCCUCAUGUAAGAGCCCUGCUAAGGUGUGGUGGUUCGGGGGUUGAGAGCCCAUGCUGGUGAAGCAGACCUUUUAAUUUUUGGACAGCUCUUGUUAUCAAAAAGUUUUGGUUUCCCCUUGGAAAAAGAAUUAAUUGUAAACCUUCCUUAUAAUUAUACAUCAAAUGAUUGACAUCUGCAACAUGUCCUCCCUAAAUCUUUUUUUUUUUUCCAGUGUAGACUCAGCUACUUGUAUAGAUUUAGCUUUAUCACUUAAAACUGUGGAUAGGCCUAGGCUAAGGUCAAAAAUAAAACUAAGCAUUUGUGGUGUACUCAUGUAAUAUAUUUCAGAUUACUCAAGGUUAUUGCUAUUGGAACUAAACACCAAGCAUAUUUCUCAAAUAGCUAGUUUAGCAUGUGAUCACAUUUUUGUUGUUGUUUUUACAUUAUGGAAGAGUAUAGGUUAAUUUGUAUAUUUCCUAUACAUUUGUAUUUAUGUGUAUAUAAAAUGCUGUACAAUGAAUGAAAGUUUUAGACAGCAUUUAGAAUUCCUUUAUCCAAAACCAAAAUGCUGCUCAAAUGAAAGUUUGUUAAACCAAUAUCCAGGUGCUUAUUUUCCUGCUUUACUUCACUUACAAGAUUGUUGGAGAAAAGAAGAUAAAAAAAGAGAAGUACCUUAAAUUUACACUUUUGUGCAGCAGUUUAUUUUUGUAGACUUAAGAGUGGGAAUUUAACUGGCAAUUUAUAAAAUAGCAUAUAGCUUUUUAAAGACCUUUUAAAGAGAUUAUAUUUAUUGUUAAAAUGAAAUGUUUUGUUUUCGCUUUCAGAAUCUAGCACUCUUCAAAAUCACAAGAUAUGUGUUCUUUUAUAGGCACUUAAGAUGCUCAUUUAUUAAAAGCACUGGUUUUUAAACUUUCUUUUGACUUCUUUAAAAUAGUCCUAGAAGACAGGAUCUUCUUUUCAAGGAAAGGAACUCAAGUUUGCCUUCAUGAUAAUGAUACAUUACACUACUAAAGGAAAAUGUGUGUAGUAAAACCUACAUUAUUCUAUAUUUCUUCUGUUUUUUAGAAGCCUGAACUUCUUAAACUCAAAUUCGUGAGAGAAGUAGAAAGGGAGGGGUAGAACCAACAACAGUAUUUUGUUUUAUUUAUUUUCCUAAAACUCUUAUUAAAUCCAGAUUUUAGAAAUUGUCAUAAACGUGAAUCCUUCCCAAAAGCUUCAAGUGCAUUGCUUAUCUAUUUAACCUUUAGCAUAUUUUACAUUAACAGAUCUGGAAGUCAUAGGCUUUCGAGGUGUGGGAAGAGAUCUUACAGGCCUAGUAUUUCAAUAAUGCAUCAAUACCCAGGCAGGUAUUUUUAUGGCAGAUUUUGGUUUUUAAUGUGUGGAAAAUGAAUUUUUAGUUUUUGUGAUUCCUUUUUCUUUCUGGCUGAGCAAAGGAAAGGAGAAAGGUAUUGUUAUUAUCAGCAUAUAAAAGGUAUUCCCAAUCCAGGCAAGGCUAAAAGCUUUGGAAUAGUAUUAAACAAGUCCAGUUUUUGAAUGGAUUACCUGUAAUGACUCAUUGGAAUGAUAUAAUUAUACAAGUAAUGCCAAAUACCAAGUCAAUGCCUAUUAACUUAGUCAUUCCAUAUUUAAAACUUUUUCUUUAUAUCAUUUUUGUAUCUAUUCAACCAUUUCAUCACAGUAGUUUUGGUUUUAUGGCAUAUGUAUAGCUGUUCACUAAGAAAUCGCUAAACUUAGAUUGUGCUUUUCAGCUUUUGUGAACUAUACAAAGUUAAAAAUUUAUUAUUAUUUGGGGAGACAUUACCACAGCAUGAUUUAAAGAAAUACUGAUUUUGUGAAGGAACACCUAAGGUGGAGAGAGCCCGAGUUCAUCUAAAUUCUGUUCAGAUAAAUGUUAGUGUGUAUGUAUUUAUAUUGGCUUUGUAUAUUUCAUCUUAGCCAUUCUAUCCUAGGAAGAUUUUAAUGUGAACUUAAAAUAUAAAUAAAUAAUUUUGCAAAUU